AUGAGUUCAAGAAUGGGGAAAGGGACGCGAGUACCGACAGGGGAUACUCUAUUUGACAUAGAUUUUAACGAUGGUAAUAAGAUUAGAGCUUCGGAAAAUGAACGGACGACUUCUCAUGGUUUUCCUGAAGAAAUUAUUGAUUUAGAUAAUGACUCUAUUGAAAAUGAUUUGCAUGACAACCCAUUUUCAGAGUACGGCGGUGAAGGGGAUUGGAACACGAACAGAUUCGACCGUAUCAAUAAUCAACCACAUUUGACACAAAUAGGAAAUAAAGGUAAUGUGUUCACUCGGAUGGGGAGGUCGAUUAAAGGUAUUUUCACUUUUCAAAGCAAUAGUGAACCUCAAUCCUUUGAAAUGAGUAAUUAUAAUACUGUAUCAACAGGUGAGAUGGAUGAUAAUUUCCAGAAAUCACGGAACAAGUUCGAUAUUAAGAUACUUUUCAAUAAAUAUCUACUUCGAAAAAAUACUUCUGACGGGCAAGACUCUGGAGAACCAAGGGAAAUUCACAUUAGCGAUAGAGAAUCAAAUAACAGAUUUGGAUACAUUGAUAAUCACAUCUCUACAACAAAAUAUAAUGCAGCUACAUUUUUGCCAAAAUUUUUGUUCCAAGAAUUCUCAAAGUACGCUAAUCUGUUCUUUUUAUGCACUUCGGCUAUUCAACAAGUCCCACAUGUCUCUCCAACAAAUAGAUACACGACUAUUGGUACAUUAAUGGUGGUUCUUAUUGUAUCAGCAAUUAAGGAAUCGGUUGAAGAUCUGAAAAGGGCAAGUUCGGAUAAUGAAUUGAACAAUUCAAAAGCUGAAAUAUACUUUGAAGCGGAAGGUGAUUUUAUUCAAAAGAGAUGGAUUGAUAUUAAAGUUGGUGAUAUAAUUAGAGUUAAUUCCGAAGAACCCAUCCCAGCCGAUAUUAUCAUUCUAUCAUCUUCAGAGCCAGAAGGUUUGUGUUAUAUUGAAACGGCAAAUUUAGACGGUGAGACAAAUCUAAAGAUAAAACAAGCAAGAACUGAAACUGCUAAAAUCAUGGACUCAAGGGAAUUAAGAAAUAUAAAAGGUGUAAUCAGUUCUGAACAGCCAAAUUCGAGUUUAUACACUUAUGAAGGUACUUUGGAGAUGAAUGGUACCAAAAUACCAUUAUCUCCGGAGCAAAUGAUUCUGAGAGGAGCAACUCUAAGAAACACUGGAUGGAUCUUUGGUAUUGUUAUCUUUACCGGUCAUGAGACCAAACUGAUGAGAAAUGCUACUGCUACACCAAUUAAAAGAACUGCUGUUGAAAAGGUCAUUAAUAUGCAAAUUAUAGCCUUAUUUACUGUGUUAGUUGUUUUAAUCUUGAUAUCAUCAAUUGGUAACGUCAUUAUGUCUACAGCAGAUGCCAAACAUUUGUCGUACUUAUAUUUACAAGGAACUAACAAGGCCGGUCUCUUUUUUAAAGAUUUCUUGACUUUUUGGAUCUUGUUUUCUAAUUUAGUUCCUAUCUCUCUUUUUGUUACGGUUGAAUUAAUUAAAUAUUACCAGGCAUUUAUGAUAGGUUCCGAUUUGGAUCUCUAUUAUGAGGAGACAGACACACCAACGGUAGUCAAGACAUCAUCUCUUGUUGAGGAAUUGGGACAAAUAGAAUACAUUUUUAGCGACAAAACUGGUACGUUGACAAGGAAUAUCAUGGAAUUCAAAUCCUGUUCAAUUGCUGGCAGAUGUUACGCUGAACAUAUCCCUGAAGAUAAAGCAGCUACAUUUGAAGAUGGUAUUGAAGUUGGUUAUAGAAGUUUUGAUGAUUUAAAGAAACAGUUAACCACCAACUCUGAUGACUGUAAAAUCAUUGAUGAAUUUUUAACUUUACUGGCCACCUGCCACACUGUGAUUCCAGAAUUCCAAGCAGACGGUUCUAUCAAGUACCAGGCAGCCUCACCAGAUGAAGGUGCCUUAGUUGAAGGUGGAGCCUUGUUAGGAUAUAAGUUUCUAAUUAGAAAGCCUAACUCAGUUACUAUAUUGAUUAAUGAAGAGGAAGAAAGGGAGUAUCAACUUUUGAAUAUCUGUGAGUUUAACUCCACAAGAAAAAGAAUGAGUGCUAUCUUUAGAUUCCCAGAUGACUCCAUUAAAUUACUAUGUAAAGGUGCGGAUUCUGUUAUUUUGGAAAGAUUGUCUGAAACCGGCAACUUCUAUGUUGAUGCUACAACAAGACAUUUAGAAGAUUAUGCUACAGAGGGUUUGCGUACGUUAUGUUUAGCUACAAAAGAUAUACCUGAGGAUGAGUAUAACGCCUGGAAUAAGAAAUACAUGGAUGCUGCAACAACUUUGGAUCAUAGAGCUGAAAAAUUGGAUGCUGUUGCUGAAGAGAUCGAAAGUGGUCUCACUUUGAUAGGUGCUACUGCAAUUGAAGAUAAACUACAAGAAGGAGUUCCAGAUACAAUCAGAACUCUACAAGAGGCAGGCAUAAAAAUAUGGGUUUUGACAGGAGAUAAGCAAGAAACGGCUAUUAAUAUUGGUAUGAGUUGUAGGUUGCUCAGUGAAGAUAUGAACUUGUUGAUUAUCAGUGAGGAGACUAAAGAGGCCACUCGAAGAAACAUGGAAGAGAAGCUGGCUGCACUACAUGAGCACUCGUUGUCGGAACAUGAUAUGAAUACAUUGGCUCUAGUCAUUGAUGGACACUCUUUGAGUUUUGCUCUCGAAGCUGAUCUCGAAGAUUACUUUCUAGCAAUUGGUAAGAUGUGUAAAGCCGUCAUUUGUUGUCGUGUAUCUCCUUUACAGAAAGCUUUGGUUGUCAAAAUGGUCAAAAGAAAAACAAAUUCGCUAUUAUUGGCAAUUGGUGAUGGUGCUAAUGAUGUUAGUAUGAUUCAAGCGGCACACGUUGGUGUUGGUAUUAGUGGUAUGGAAGGUAUGCAGGCGGCAAGGUCUGCUGAUAUAUCAGUUGGCCAGUUCAGAUUUUUAAAAAAGCUACUACUUGUUCAUGGUGCUUGGUCAUAUCAGAGAAUUUCAGUUGCAAUUCUAUACUCGUUUUACAAAAAUACAGCAUUAUACAUGACCCAAUUUUGGUAUGUUUUUGCAAACGCAUUUUCAGGACAAUCAAUUAUGGAGUCAUGGACUAUGAGUUUAUAUAAUGUUUUUUUCACAGUGUUGCCUCCGUUUGUUAUUGGUGUAUUUGAUCAAUUUGUUAACAGUCGAUUGUUAGAAAGAUAUCCACAACUAUACAAGCUUGGACAAAAAGGUCAGUUCUUUUCUGUAAGUAUCUUUUGGGGUUGGAUUGUGAAUGGAUUUUACCAUUCAGCAGUCGUUUUUGUUGGUACAAUUCUAUUUUAUAGAUAUGGAUUUGCUCUUAGAAAACACGGUGAAACAGCUGACCAUUGGUCGUGGGGUAUAGCUAUAUAUACUUCGAGUGUGAUUAUUGUUCUCGGUAAAGCUGCUUUAGUAACCAAUCAGUGGACGAAGUUCACAUUAUUUGCUAUUCCCGGUUCAUUGUUUUUCUGGCUCAUUUUUUUCCCGAUAUAUGGAUCGAUCUUUCCAUAUGCCAAAAUUUCAAGGGAAUACUUUGGUGUAGUAGAACACACUUACGGGUCUGCAACAUUUUGGCUGACACUAAUUGUUCUACCUACCUUUGCCUUGACCAGAGACUUUAUUUGGAAAUAUUAUAAGAGAAUGUAUGCACCGGAAAGUUACCAUUUGAUACAAGAAAUGCAGAAAUAUAAUGUUAGCGACUAUAGACCACACGUCCAACAUUUCCAGAAUGCUAUCAGAAAAGUAAGACAAGUUCAAAGAAUGAAAAAGCAAAGAGGUUUUGCAUUUUCACAGGCUGAAGAAGGUCAAGAAAAGAUUAUCAGAAUGUAUGAUACUACUCAAAAGAGAGGUAAGUACGGUGAAUUGCAUGAUGCAUCAGCGGAUCCGUUCAGUGACACACAUAAGUUAGUUCCUGAAAAUAAUGAGGAAAAUCCUUUUUCAGAUGCCGCUCAAAACAAUCAGUCCGAUCAGAAUUCUUUUGGUGAGAGUUUGUUAGGCUAG
Messenger RNA from Nakaseomyces glabratus, 3987 nucleotides. RefSeq names its product aminophospholipid-translocating P4-type ATPase DRS2 (gene DRS2). Gene Ontology annotation, cellular component: plasma membrane. The record is from RefSeq and is a predicted model, not a curated record. Gene Ontology annotation, molecular function: ATP binding; ATPase-coupled intramembrane lipid carrier activity; ATP hydrolysis activity. Lineage: Eukaryota; Fungi; Ascomycota; Saccharomycetes; Saccharomycetales; Saccharomycetaceae. Gene Ontology annotation, biological process: endocytic recycling; phospholipid translocation; post-Golgi vesicle-mediated transport.